Molecule: messenger RNA, 2484 nt
Organism: Vicia faba (fava bean)
Lineage: Eukaryota; Viridiplantae; Streptophyta; Magnoliopsida; Fabales; Fabaceae
Source: the annotation of a GenBank genome assembly
AUGAGUAGAAAGAAAAGGGUAUUUUCCAUUGAAAAUAUUGAAGAGGUUGCUGUGGAUUUCUUCAACUAUCUUUUGCAGGAGAAGCCAAAGAUUUCGUUUUUCAUUCCAUUUAUUUUGAUUGCUUUGGUUAUUGAGAAAUGGGUCUUCUCUUUCUCUACUUGGGUUCCUCUUGCACUUGCUGUUUGGGCAACUAUACAGUAUGGGAGAUACCAACGCAAACUACUUGUGGAGGAUUUGGAUAAGAAAUGGAAGAGAAUAAUAUUGAAUAACUCGCCCAUUACACCAUUGGAGCACUGUGAAUGGCUGAAUAAAUUGUUGACUGAAAUCUGGCCCAACUAUUUUAAUCCCAAGCUUUCAUCAAGGUUAAAAGCUAUAGUUGAGGCACGUUUAAAGCUCCGGAAACCAAGACUUCUUGAAAGAGUUGAGCUGCAGGAGUUUUCACUAGGAUCAUGCCCUCCUAGCUUAGCCUUGCAAGGGAUGCGGUGGUCAACUAUCGGCGAUCAGCGAGUUAUGCAACUUGGCUUUGAUUGGGACACCAAUGAAAUGAGCAUUUUGAUGCUUGCUAAGCUAGCGAAACCAUUGAUGGGAACUGCACGAAUCGUGAUUAACAAUCUUCAUAUCAAGGGUGAUCUUAUCUUAACGCCGAUUCUAGAUGGAAAAGCACUUUUAUAUUCAUUUGUAUCGACUCCUGAGGUGAGAGUAGGAGUUGCCUUUGGAAGUGGUGGAAGUCAGUCACUUCCAGCUACUGAGUGGCCUGGUGUUUCUUCCUGGCUGGAAAAGCUUUUUACUGAUACCUUGGUUAAAACCAUGGUGGAACCUCGACGGCGAUGUUUCACUUUGCCUGCUGUUGAUUUAAGAAAAAAGGCGGUUGGAGCGAUCAUAUAUGUUAGAGUGAUUUCAGCAAAUAAACUUUCUAGGAGUUCCUUCAAGGCAUCUAGGAGGCAACAAAAUGGAUCAUCCAAUGGUUCUUCAUCAGAAGACGUUUUUGACGACAAGGACUUACACACAUUUGUAGAGGUAGAAAUUGAGGAAUUAACGAGGAGAACAGACGUCAGACUGGGUUCAACGCCUAGAUGGGAUGCAUCGUUUAAUAUGGUUAUGCAUGAUAAUGCAGGAACUCUCCGUUUCAAUCUUUACGAGUGUAUUCCGAACAAUGUGAAGUGUGACUAUCUGGGAAGUUGUGAAAUAAAGAUGCGGCAUGUUGAAGAUGAUUCGACAAUAAUGUGGGCGAUAGGACCCGAUUCCGGGAUUAUAGCAAAGCAAGCACAAUUUUGUGGAGAUGAAAUUGAAAUGGUUGUCCCAUUUGAGGGUGCCAACUUUGGAGAGUUGAAGGUGAGCAUCGUAGUAAAAGAGUGGCAAUUUUCCGAUGGAACACAUAGCUUGAACAAUCUCCGUAACAACUCUCGGACGUCACUAAAUGGAUCAUCUAAUCUUCAGUUAAAAACUGGAAAGAAACUUAACAUAACCGUUGUAGAAGGAAGGGAUCUUGCUGCUGCAAAAGAAAAGUCCGGAAAAUUUGAUCCAUACAUUAAAGUGCAAUAUGGAAAGGUUAUCCAGAAAACCAAGACUUCUCAUACUCCAAAUCCCGUCUGGAAUCAGACAAUUGAAUUUGAUGAGAUUACUGGCGGUGAAUACUUAAAACUAAAGGUAUUUACCGAGGAGCUUUUUGGAGACGAAAACAUUGGUAGUGCACAAGUAAAUUUGGAAGGACUGGUUGAUGGAUCGGUCAGGGAUGUAUGGAUCCCUCUUGAGAGAGUGCGUUCGGGAGAAAUCAGACUUAAAAUAGAAGCCGUAAAGGCGGAUGAUCAAGAAGGAUCAACGGGUUCAGGCUCAGGAAGUGGUUGGAUAGAACUUGUUUUGAUUGAAGGUAGAGAUCUUGUUGCCGCCGAUCUUAGAGGCACGAGUGAUCCGUAUGUUAGGGUACACUAUGGAAAUUUCAAGAAAAGAACAAAGGUUAUAUACAAAACUCUAACCCCUCAAUGGAACCAGACACUAGAGUUCCCUGAUGAUGGAAGUCCCUUAAUACUUUAUGUGAAAGACCAUAAUGCAUUACUACCUACAUCAAGUAUCGGUGAAUGUGUCGUAGAAUAUCAAAGGUUACCUCCAAACCAAAUGGCUGAUAAAUGGAUACCUCUUCAAGGAGUGAAAAGAGGUGAAAUUCACAUUCAAAUUACUAGAAAAGUUCCAGAGAUGCACAAGAGGCAAAGUUUAGACUCUGAACCUUCUUUGAGUAAAUUGCACCAAAUUCCAACCCAGAUAAAACAGAUGAUGAUCAAGUUCAGGUCAUUAAUAGAAGAUGGAAAUCUCGAAGGACUCUCUUCAACAUUGAGUGAGCUCGAAACUCUCGAAGACACACAGGAAGGAUAUGUAUCUCAGCUAGAGACUGAGCAAAUGCUUCUUCUUAGCAAAAUAAAGGAACUUGGCCAAGAGAUUAUCAAUUCUUCUCCUUCCUUAAGCAGAAGAUUUUCUGAAAGUGUCAACUAG